AUGCCGGCGUCCUUGCGUUGCUGCCUCGCGCCGACAGGAGCGCGCGGCCCGGCAGAGCGCUGCACCGCACCGCAACCCGCCGAGCCGACCCGCGCUAAGCCGUCGCAUCGGGUCGGGUUGGGUCGGGUCGGGACGUAUCGGGCAGGGGCCAAUUUUCAGAAAGAGGCUUGGGAAAAAAUGCAAUGUCCACGACAC
This is a messenger RNA of Gryllus bimaculatus (two-spotted cricket), 195 nucleotides long. NCBI's taxonomy places the organism in Eukaryota, Metazoa, Arthropoda, Insecta, Orthoptera, Gryllidae. The record is from the annotation of a GenBank genome assembly.